UGUGUAUAAGUAAGGCUUAUAGGAGCAUAACAAAGCUUCCUUUUAUUAGGGAAGUCGUUGUGGCCGAGUGGACUUACGCACUGGUUUGACAAUCUUGCUAGGCGGUGGGUGCCGUACGUCGCUGGUUCGAAAAUUUUCAGUACCUAGUUGUGAUUAUUUAGUACUUUAUAUAUAUAUAUAUAUAUACAAUGCCUUUAAAAGUAUUUUACGUGGAUUUUAAUGUAAGAGUCCUUGUAUUACACAUACAUGUAGUGUGUGUUUAUCGAAAACAGGAAGUUGACUGGAAAUUGCGGAAGUAUGUUUAUGGAUAGACCACUUGUAAUAUUUGAGUAUACAUAUAUGCAAGUAGAAUACUGCAUCAGAUUGAUUCCCAGUGUUUAGUUGACGCUCUGUAAAAAAAAAAAACUGAAAUAAAACUCCUGCAUGAUUUGAGGUCACGAUACAAAAUGGCUAUUGUGGGAUAUUUACUUUACAUUUGUUUCAUGAGGGUGUGUUAUUUAAGCUGCUCACAAGUCGGACAGUUUGAGGAUUUAGUAUGAAGGUUAGGCAGACGAUAAAACAUGAUCACUAAACAGACCCUAGAACAAUGGAAGAGGAUAGCACUACCCCUAACACCAGCGGCAUUGACUUGCUGUUUGAUAAUCUGCUGUGUGAAAAUGCAGUAUAAGAUGAUUGAGCUUCAACACAAAGUAGACCUGCUAGAGAAAACCACGGCAUCCCAAUUAACAAAAAUAGAGCACACGCAAGAAUUGCACAGAAAAGCUCACUAUAAUUUUACAACAGAUCUGGAAUAUUUGACUCAGUCUGUUGAUGAACUACGUUAUCUAGUCAAGAUUACAGUAGAAAAACAAAACCAUUUUAAAGAAAUCUUUACAAACCAUUCCCAGGAUUUGCACACUUUAUACCGAAUUCACUCAAAACACCAAGAAACCUGCCUGCACACUGCCAAAGCUGAGUUAAAACACCAAUUUGAUGUUGAAAGACGAAAAGUCUUUGAAAGGCUCUUCGAGCAAAAAGGACAAAGUGUAAAUGAAGUGUUAGAAUUGUACUCACUCAGAACUGGCGGUACUAAGAGUGCGGGAUGUCAGUCAUCUGACCACCAUGUGUUGGAAUCACGUGCAACUAUUAGGUCCCUUAGGCACUUGUUUACUGAUAUAAAGAUGAGCGUCCAGCGGUGGAUGGUGACGUCACAAAGUGCUCUUUCAUCCUUUCAAGGGUUAGUGUACCGACACGUGACUUCUGAAAUAAUGGGUGUUAAAUUAUGGACUGUAGGACACAUCCAACGAAAGUUAACAUAUAAUGCAAAGCCUUUAAAUAAUCUAAAAGGACAAGUAUCUAGAAAUACUGCAAAAAUACUGGUUUUGAACAACACAAUGAAACGGAAUUCCUGUUCUUUUCCGAGUUUUACACCUACAUAUAAACCAAGGCAUGCAACAAGGACAACCACUAGAGACUCAGGAGAGGAAACAAAAGACUAUAGCAAAACCACUAAAGACUCGGGAGAGGAAACAACAGACUCUAGCAAAACCACUACAGACUCAGGACAGGAAAUGACAGACCAUAGUGAAACGAUUAUAGUCUUAGAAGAGGAAACAAUAGACUAUAGCAAAACCUCUACAGACUCAGAAGAGGAAACAAUAGAUUAUAGCAAAACUGCUACAGACUCAGGAGAGGAAACAUUAGACUAUAGUGAAACCAUUAGACAGAAGCAGAUAGCGGACUACAGACCAGAUACAUCGUUGGGGCCUCUAUUUACACUCCUCCUACUAACACCACUUAUGUGUAUCUUCAUGUGCUGUUUAUGGCUAAUGUGCUCCCGUGUGACUAAAACUAUCGGUUCAAAUGAAAGAAAGAAUCAUUCUUACAAGAAAUUCAAACCUUCAGAGGCUCAAUCAACUUCAAAGAGCAAACUUGAAAAUUCGCUAUGCUUGGUUGGUUUUGAACCUGGGAUCGAUCAACAAAUAUACGUACAAAUGGCAUCGGACCUGGUUGACACUAAAUGCACUCUGCAAAUAAAAAGAGUUUUGGUUCAUUCCACAGAAAUCCUUCACACUAUACCACCAUCCAAGGUCUUCCUUAUGUUUGUGAAUUACAACGAAAAGAAUUUGAUUAUAGAAGAGACAGAGGGUCUGAGGAGGAAGACGUUGUCACUGCUACAAAGCUCUGGAGCUGAGGUGACUGUGGUUUACUAUUGGGAAUUGUCUUCGAAACGCCUUGAUUGUGGACAGCUGUAUGCGCAAAAAUUGACCACGAUUGAUAAAAUGAAAGAACUUCGAGAUCUUCGUGAAAGGAACGCAAUAUUCAGUAUCUAUGACAAAUUCAACCAGACUCAAAAAGACGUUUUCCGUUCAAAACUUCGUGAUUUUGUAUAGAUUAGCGGUUGCAUGUGAAUUCAUUAUUAUACGUUAGAUUAUAUUUUAUUGUGAAUUAAUCCUGUAAGUUUCAGUAUGGAAUCGUUUUCAACACGCUUGUGAAAUGUGAAUUUGAGAAACAAAGGUAAUGAAACAUAUAUACAAUGACAGAAAAAGCAAUCAUUACGUAUGAUGAAGUAAGACAAAAACUUUACAGAUCAUACAUCAGACUAGAUAUUGAUUUUUUUUUUUAAAUUUCGGACUAGAUAUUGAUUUUCAAGGGUACAGCUGUUGUUGUUUUUUUAAAACUUGCAAGAUGUUACCAUUCAAGUACACUACGGAUGUAGCGACAGUGUAAUGCUCGUCCUAACGAUCUCACACAAUAAGCGAGCUAGCCUGGUUCCCGAUCUCUGCUAUGCUCCAUGUCGCAAGACCUUUAGUCAAUGAGCCAGGGAACUAACUAAAGGCGAGCUUACUUUUGAUUUAUGACAGGCAAAUGUAGGGAAGGCGAGACUGAGAUUAAAUUGAACUUAUCUCAGGUCUAUGACUCUGAGGCUUGAUUGUAAGAAAUCAAUUGCAUUGUUAAAUGCAUGUAUUAUCUAUGGAGCGCCAAAAUAACCUAAACUCAAUUAUUUGAAGAUGUCAUCCAUGAUUCAUUUGUUGCGCAAAUCAAUUCAGCUUAAGAUUUCUUCAAAUAAUCAAUGAUAUAGCUUCAAUUCUGAGUUAUUGCAUGCAUUAAUUGAGUUGGUGAUAGCAUGUAUACUGCUGAAUUGAUGCGCGCUAUAAUUGAAGUAAUUCUUCUUUUACAGAUAGCAACCAUCUAAUUAGAGAUUUCUUUAAUUCAACAUAGCCAUCAUUGAAUUAAUUAUCUCUUUCAUUAAAUGUUGCUCUCUUUAAAAGAAUUGAUGCUUACAUUAAUUCCUUGUACAAAAUCGUUGUAUAUAAUUAAAUAUAUCUUUAAUGAAAUUAAAAUUAAAAUUUUAGGAGCAAUAAUUCCACCACAUUAAUGCGUUCCUCAUAUUGAAUUGAUGAGAGCAAUACUUGAUUUGAUGUGCGCAUCAAAUUAAUCAUUGCUCUCGUCAAUUCAUUGGAUGAUAUCUUCAAAUGGUUAAAGAUAUCUUAGAUUAUUUGAGUUUAUGUUAAUUUGCCGCUCCAUAAUUAUCAUCCUUUCAGCAUUGCGCACUCUUUUUUCUUCGACAAUAUGGCAUCAUAUGUUCUAUUCCAGAAGCUGUUCCGUACUUACCCAAAGUAUUAAGCGGGAAUUUUGAAAUAUAGAUAUAAAAAAAAAUGCACACAGUAAAAGGUUUUAGAAAUUUAGAUUAUAAACAAUAGAUUAUUAUUUUUCUAAAGAUGUAGUCUCAUUACUGCAGCGAUGUGUUCUUCAAUCUGUAUACACAAACCAUCGCAGUUAUGAAACUAUAUCUUUCAGACAAUAAGCAUUGCUUAGAUAUCUUUAACGUUGUAAGAUUUUUUAUUUGUAUUAUGUUUGCCUUUUUGUUUUGUUCUUAGAUGCAUGAUGAAGACUUCCUCUUGUUAAGAUCUUUAAUUUGUAUUUUGUUUUCGUUCUUACAUGCAUGAUGAAGACUUCCUCUUGUUAAGAUCUUUUGAUGUUUAUGAAUGAAUGAGCUUCCCUUGUGGGCUUUUCAAUCAAAUGUGCACGAAAAUGGAAAUUCCCGAAAUAUAAACAGCACAGAGAAAGAUCCUUUUCCCCGAAAUGAAUUGAUUUACAUACUGAUGUUGGUAUUUUCCGCAUUUUAGCGAAAAUGAUUUCCAAAAGAAUGUCAUAUUGUGAUCACCAGUACUUUUUUUUUUUAAAUGUUUGAUUAUAAGAUAUCAGUAAUUAAGAUUUCUUUUCAUGUUUUUCAGCAUGACAACAUUACACGGUAUGAUCAGAGGGGCAACAAAAUAUGUAGUUUUAUAUCUUUAUCAUUUUAGAAGCAAAUUAAAUCAACUGUAUACACAUCGUACUUUUGAAAUGAAAAAAAAAACAAUGGUUCAAUCUAUCAAUUCAUAUGAAACUGAGUAAACAUGAACAUUGUUUUAAACCUGAAUGCACGCUUUAGAGAACCGUAUGAUCAAAGUCUGUAAGAACCCUUAAUGAAAUCAUUGAUGUGUCCUAAUACGGAGGAUAGCUUACCGUGACAUACACGUGUGAAAUAUUGAUCCACACUAUCAAAUAUUCAAAACAAUUUACAUACACUGUAUAGAGGGUUACUUGAUGAAAGUUUUUACUUGUUUGGUAAAUUUGAAUCAACUUGUAUCCAUCAAUAAAGCGUUCUUGAUCCGCC
This is a messenger RNA of Ostrea edulis (European flat oyster), 4639 nucleotides long. RefSeq lists its product as uncharacterized. The coding region runs from base 561 to 2372 and encodes 603 amino acids. The transcript is spliced from 7 exons. Lineage: Eukaryota; Metazoa; Mollusca; Bivalvia; Ostreida; Ostreidae. The record is from RefSeq and is a predicted model, not a curated record.